AUGUCCGUCAGCAGCCACGAGAACCGAAAAUCCCGCUCCAGCUCCGGUUCCAUGAACAUCCACCUCUUCCACAAGCCGGGCCACGCCGACAGCCUCCUCACCCACCUCAACCUGCUCCGCAAGCGGCACCUCUUCACCGACGUGGUGCUGCGAGCGGGGAACCGGGCCUUCCACUGCCACCGGGCCGUCCUGGCCUCCUGCAGCCGCUACUUCGACGCCAUGUUCAGCGGGGGCCUGAAAGAGAGCAGGGACGCCGAGGUCAACUUCCACGACUCCCUCCAUCCCGAGGUGCUGGAGCUGCUGCUGGACUACGCAUACUCGGCCCGGGUGCUGAUUAACGAGGAGAACGCGGAGUCCUUGCUGGAGGCCGGGGACAUGUUGCAGUUUCAGGACAUUCGGGAUGCUUCGGCCGACUUUCUGGAGAAGAAUCUCUACCCUGGGAACUGCUUGAACAUGCUGCUGCUGUCCGAUGCCCACUGCUGCGAGCGGCUCUUGGAGCUGUCCUGGAGGAUGGCGUUGGCCAACUUCACCUCGCUCUGCAAGACCGAAGACUUCCUCCGACUGCCCAAAGACAAGCUGCUGGAGCUGGUGGAGAGCGAGGAGCUGGAGGUAGAGGAUGAGACGUUGGUCUACGAAGCUGUUAUAGGUUGGAUCCGGUACGAUUUGCCCCGACGCCAUGAAGUUCUGCCGGAGUUGCUGCGCUCCGUCCGCCUGGCCCUUCUGCCCGAGUCCUACCUGCGGAAGCAAGUGGCCUGCGAGAAGCUGGUGACCAGCCACAAGCUGGGGGAGGAGAUCGUGGCCGACGCCGUACGGUGCAAAAUGAAGAUCCUGCAAAACGAUGGGCUGGUGACAGGGUGCUGUGCCCGACCCCGCAAGGUCAGCCAGGCCCUGCUGCUGCUCGGUGGCCAAACCUUCAUGUGCGACAAGAUUUACAUGCUGGAUCAUAAAACCAGCGAGAUCAUUCCGCGUGCUGACAUCCCCAGCCCUCGUAAAGAGUGCAGUGCCUGCGCCAUCGGGUGCAAAGUGUACAUCACCGGUGGCAAAGGCUCCGAGAACGGCGCUUCCAAAGACGUCUGGGUUUACGACACCCUCCACGACGAGUGGGCGAAAGCCGCUCCCAUGCUGGUGGCGCGGUUCGGCCACGGCUCCGCUGAGCUGGACCACUGUCUGUACGUGGUGGGGGGUCACACAGCAGUGAGCGGCGCCUUCCCGGCCUCUCCCUCCGUCUCUCUCAAGCAACAAGUCGAACACUACGACCCGCAGCUGGACAAAUGGUCCUUGGUGGCUCCUCUCCGAGAAGGUGUAAGCAACGCCGCCGUGGUGGGAGCCAAGAUGAAGCUGUUUGUUUUCGGUGGCACCAGCGCCAACCAGGAGAAGCUGCCCAAGGUGCAGUGCUUCGACCCCUGCCAGAACCGCUGGACGGUGCCCGCCAGCUGCCCCCAGCCCUGGCGGCACACGGCCGCCGCCGUGGUGGGCAGCCACAUCAUCGUCAUCGGGGGGGACACGGAGUUCUCCGCCAGCUCCGCUUACCGCUUCCACAGCGACACCUACCAGUGGUCCAAAUUCGGGGACGUCACCGCUAAGCGCAUCAGCUGCCGGGCCGUUACGUCGGGUAACAGACUGUACGUGGUGGGGGGCUACUGUGGGGCUCAGCGCUGCAAAACGCUGGACUGUUACGACCCAUCGUCCGACACCUGGAGCAGCGUCACGACAGUGCCUUACUCCCUCAUCCCCACCGCCUUCGUCAGCACCUGGAAGUACCUGUCUGCCUGA
Phaethon lepturus (White-tailed tropicbird) is the source of this 1773-nucleotide messenger RNA. Its product is annotated as ectoderm-neural cortex protein 1-like. The record is from RefSeq and is a predicted model, not a curated record. Gene Ontology annotation, molecular function: protein binding. The transcript is spliced from 2 exons. Lineage: Eukaryota; Metazoa; Chordata; Aves; Phaethontiformes; Phaethontidae. Bases 1 to 1773 code for a protein of 590 amino acids.